This is a messenger RNA of Mercurialis annua (annual mercury), 2663 nucleotides long. Its product is annotated as AUGMIN subunit 8-like. Gene Ontology annotation, cellular component: nuclear microtubule; centrosome; cytoplasm. The coding region runs from base 707 to 2554 and encodes 615 amino acids. Gene Ontology annotation, molecular function: microtubule binding. The record is from RefSeq and is a predicted model, not a curated record. Gene Ontology annotation, biological process: centrosome cycle; spindle assembly. NCBI's taxonomy places the organism in Eukaryota, Viridiplantae, Streptophyta, Magnoliopsida, Malpighiales, Euphorbiaceae. The transcript has 7 exons.
UGACAGUCUUCUUUAUUUUAUCAUUAAUGGGAAUUUGCAGUUUUAUUAUGAGUUAGUAAAACUAGCAGAAGAUGGAAACAAUUGUAUGUUUAUGUUGUUUUGUGUACUUUGAAUGAACUUCAAUUGCCAGCCCAGCCGACCACGGUGGUCUCGUGAGACUGAGGGACAAAACGGAAAAUUAGAAAAGCAAAAAAUAAAGUGAGAGAAAAAGAACCAACCUUUCUUAUCCUACACACCCCUCUCUCUCUCUCUUGAUUUUUUUUAACAGUAGUUUAGUCUUCAGUCUUCUCAAUUUCUUCUGGGUCACCCUUGAAUAACUCAGCAUUUCAUUGAUUCUUUUAAAAAAAACCAACCUUAAUCAUGACUGUUAAUGCACUUUGUGGCACUCUUGAAGAGCUCUAUGUGACCCCAUCUGUAACCUGAUGUUGUUAUUCCCUAAGCUUUCUGUCAUGGUUUGAUCUGCUUGGAUUUGGGUUUUUCUUGAUGACAACUCACUGCCCAUUUGCAUUUAAUUGUUGUAAUUCUCUGUUUUAUCAUCUAUCAGAUCUGGGUCUUUUCAAAGAUAUUAUUGCUGGGAAAAGUAUCUUCUUUUUUAGCAGCUGGUUUGAUUCCCUUCAAUGUGGGAAUAAGUAAAAGGCUAAGCCGUCAAAUGUGGUUAAAUAAUGUGUAAAAAUCCAUCAAUAUGGUCUAAUUUGGACACUGUUUGAUGGAUGUAUGUGAAUCAGAGAAGCAUAAAGCUGUGGAUACCCCAAGACUUCCCUUGGUUCCAGCUGCAAGGGACAAUAAUGCCCCAGCCACCACCCGUCGCCCUCGGACGAGGGAAAUUAGUUCUAGAUACAAAUCACCAGCACCCUCUGCUCUUAGGCGUAGCCAAUCACCAAACCAAUCAAGAACAGUGCCUACGGCAUCCCAAGUGCUUCCUAAGAGACCCAAUUCAGCUGAGAGGAGGCGUCCAUCAACCCCACCUUCACCCCUAAGCCCUUCUACACCAGUUCAGGACUCAUCUGUUGAGUUGCCAUCUAGAAGGCUAAGUACGGGAAGCCGUUUACCAGAGAGUUUAUGGCCGUCUACAAUGAGAAGUCUUAGUGUUUCCUUUCAGUCGGAUAGUAUUUCUGUUCCGAUCGGCAAGAAGGAAAAACCAGUUAGUAGCAUCUCCUCUGAUCGCACCUUGCGACCAUCUUCAAAUGGGGCUCAUAGGCAGGCUGAAGCACCUGCUGGUUCAAGAAAGCCUACACCAGAGAGAAAGAGGAGUCCUCUUAAAGGGAAGAAUGUACAGGAUCAAUCAGAGAAUGCAAAACCCGUGGAUGGUUCACAUUCUAGAUUGAUUGAUCAGCAUAGGUGGCCUAGUAGGAUUGGUGGAAGAGUGUCUUCCAAUUCAAUGAAUAGAAGUGUGGAUCACACUGAUAAGACUGUAAAAUCUGUAUCUACACCUGUUGGAAUUGGUUUAUCUUCACUUAGACGAUUGUCUGUGCCUGGAGGUAGCAUUAAAACCUUGCAGAAAUCAGCUAGUGAUGCUGCAAGAUUAUCAUGCCUAGAAGAUGUUGGAUUGAGAGGGUCUCGAACAAGUUCUACGGAUGAUAAUUCACUGCAGGUAUCCAGAUCUCAGAAGCUCGCUGAAACAAGUUUAUCAGAGAGAAGGUCUUUAUUAAUUCCGGCAGUUAGAACCCAGUCCUUGCCUAGCCCUGGGUUGCGCCCUCCGUCGCCAAGUGGAACCUCUGUUAGUCGAGGUUUCGGUCCAGCUAAUGCAAGGCCAUCGACUCCUCCUUCUAGAGGGGCAAGGCCAUCCACUCCUCCUUCUAGAGGGGUCAGCCCAUCUCGGACAAGGCCAUCAAGUAUUUCCAGCCAAUCUAGUAGUUCUACUUCUGUUCUUAGUUAUAUAGUGGAUUUUAAGAAAGGGAAAAAAGGUGGAAACUAUAUUGAAGAUGCUCGUCAGAUUCGCCUUUUAUACAAUAGAUAUUUGCAGUGGCGAUUUACUAAUGCCAGGGCAGAAGCUGUUCUUUACAUUCAGAAAAAGAGUGCAGAGAAAACUCUCUGUAAUGUUUGGAAUGGUACUUUAGCAUUGUGGGAUUCAGUAAUUAGGAAGAGGAUCAGUCUCGAGCGGAUGAAGCUAGAGCUUAAACUGAGUGCUAUUUUAAAUCAUCAAAUGGCCUACCUAGAUGAUUGGGCUUUACUUGAAAGGGAUCAUUUAACCUCUUUAUCUGGGGCUGUGGAAGAUUUGGAGGCAACCACUCUUCGUCUUCCUGUAACGGAAGGGGCAAUGGCAGAUACAGACUCUUUGAAGGAUGUCAUUUGCUCAGCAGUUGACGUCAUGCAGACAAUGGGAUCAUCCAUAUGUUCUUUACUCUCAAAGGUGGAGGGAGUGAAUGGUUUGGUUUCCGAGCUUGCUGUUUUAGCCGCGCAAGAGAAAGCUAUGCUCGAUGAAUGUGAAGCUCUUUUGGCUUCAACAGCUGCUUUGCAGGUGGAAGAGUACAGCAUUAUGACCCAUCUCAUACAAAUUAAACAUGUUCUUGAGAAUCAAUCCAUCUUAGCCGCCAAAAGCUCUCAAUGGUCAUGAUCCUCUCUGCUAAGCCUAACCUUGACUACUACAGCAAACAUAAAUUCAAUGGUCUCACUAAAUUGUAAAUUGAUUUUUAACCUUUUUUAAGUUAUUAUUUUUUUGUUUU